AUCCAACUCACCGUUGUAAAGUCGAGGUCCAACGGAGGACUCGUUUGCGAUUUGAAAAGUAGACCCGACGCGACGGCCGUUAAUUCUUAAUUUUUUUGCUCGCGCUAAACAAUUAACGACUUGUUUAUUCGAACUACAAGAGUGAGCCGCAAAAGUAAUUGUUGAUUUUUUCCAUUCACAGUGCGAUUUACGUAUAAUCAACGACAUAGUCGUGAUAACAUUCGUACUUUAAUAAAGAAAUGAGCGUAAUGGAAUCGAAAAUAACGGAACCAAUGAUGGAAAGCAACAUAUUCGUUUUACUCAAUAAAUUCUGUACAGAAACUAAUGAAUACAUUGCGAUAUACCGUCUAAGUUAUAUCGCAAACGCGUUGGCAGAGUCUAGCGAUUUCUACAAUCAUUGUCUUGCUUGGUUUUGCUUCGAACAGUACUAUCUUUAUUUCCAAGGCACUGAUUUACUUGUGCAUUUAAUAAUUUUGGCUGUAGAUGCGCUUGAGAAGGACAGGAUAUUGUUAACGUCGAUUCAUGCCAAAUUAGAGAAAGAAAAAAGUUCGCUGAAAAAUCACGGUCAAGUUCAUUAUUUCCAGCGGCGAGCUAGCGACUUAUUGAUUCACCAACGCGAGCUGUACGAAAUGCUGUGCAGGCAAUUCAUGGUGGUGAUGUCGCAGCUCGAGGGAAGCCCUUAUCAUUACAUAGAGUAUGAUAAUGUAGCUCCACCAAACUCUGAAUAUGAUUCGGACUUGAGCUCCAAACAGUCGCAGGAAGAGAUUCAGCCACUUAAUUUGUCAAAAAAGGAAGAUUCCUCAGAACGGAAGUAUGAACCUGAUUCGAAAGAGUAUUUUGCACAGGCAUCGGAUAAAAUUAAGAAGAGGAAGCCGAUGAAACAGGUUAGAGUUCGGAAGUAUAAAUGUUAUCCGAAAGAGUAUUUAGCUCAGGCAUUGCAUGAAAUUAAGAUGGGGAAGCCCGUGCCCCAGGUUAUAAAGCAAUAUACUGAAAUUCCCUCGCGUACAAUAUACGAAAGGUCGAAGAAAGCUCGCGAACAAGCGAUCAAACAAUUGUGAAUUGUUUUACUUUAAUUUUCAAGACGAUUUAAACAUCUUAACGUAUUCGUCAUUUACGUAUUUACGUAUCUAAUCAUUCAGUACAUAGAUGCUGUGUACGUGUACAAUUACUCCUGUAUCAAUGAGAUAUUUGUUUACAUGAUCGUACACGCGGAACUUAUUCAUUGUAUUAAAUUUCGAAUUUCAAUGUUGGCUUGUGAAAUCUUUUAUAAACAAGACUUUGUAAUGUAAUGAGAAUUUGACAUAAAACUUAAGUUUAGAUGCCAAUCAUCCGACGACAAAUAAUCUCUAGCAUCGUAACAGGGUCAACUUUUCCAUAAACACAGUAAUAGAAUUAUAAUCGUUACGAACGCGAUUGAUAAUUGCAUUAUUAUGCUUUCUAGCGAUUUUAUAUUCUGUUACUAAGACUUUUAUAAUGUAAUGACAAUUGUAAUUAAUUGGAAUUAAAAAGGGGGUUAUUUUAACCAACAUUUUAACUCGCAUAAGAAAACAAAAUUUUAUAUGUAUCGAGGAAAAUAAAAAUGAAUGAAAUUCGA
Molecule: messenger RNA, 1594 nt
Organism: Trichogramma pretiosum
Lineage: Eukaryota; Metazoa; Arthropoda; Insecta; Hymenoptera; Trichogrammatidae
Exons: 2
Coding region: 240-1058 (272 amino acids)
Source: RefSeq, a predicted model, not a curated record